AUGGCAUCUCGGCCGUUGGAAACGGACGAUCAUGAUGCUGCUACUACGAACCGCAAUGGCUCCAACGUGGGGAUAGAAACGGGACGGCGGGGGGAAGCGGAGGAAGUACGGGGAAAGAAGGGGGGCGGCGUCUCGGAGCAAGAGGAGAAGGCGCAACAGCAGCAGGAUGAGGAGAAAUUAGGAGGAGAGGAGGAGGAGACAGGGGUGCGACAUAUUCUCUUCAACAUCGCAUCGUCUAAUGCCAGCUUCUCGAAGCGCGUGCGCUACCUACGCGCGUGGUGGCGGUCCGGGAACCACGCAGACUCCGCCUCUUCAGAGUCCGAUGCUCCUCUUCGCGGCUACGUGUGGAUGGAUGACGUGGCGCGUUUUUCCAAGGCGCUCCGGUGCGGAGUGGGCGGCACCCCCCCUGUGCGGGUGAGCAGCAGCACGGCGCAUCUGAGUUACCGGGGGGUGGCGCUGCGGGAUUAUGUGCGCAUGGCGCGGGUCGUCGUGGACGCGUACAGGCUCGGCGAGAAAAACGUGCGAUGGUACGUGAUGGGCGACGACGACACCUUCUUCAGCCCACACGCGCUAGCAGCCUUUCUCCAGCAGUACGACCAUCGCGCGCUGCUCUACCUCGGAUCCACGUCCGAGACGCACAUGCAGAACGUCGACUUCACGCGCACCAUGGCGUUUGGCGGCGCGGGGUUCGCCGUGUCCGCGGCGCUGGCGCGCGCGCUGAGUGCGGGGGACGGCAUGGACCCGUGCCUGGAGAGGCAUGCGAAGCUGCGGGGGAGCGACGAGCGCGUCGCUGCUUGCAUCGGCGAACUGGGAGUGUCUCUGACUGUGGCCCCCGGCUUCCACCAAUGCGACUUGCACCACAGCCUAUUCGGUCUGCUCAUGUCGCACCCGGCGCAGCCCCUCCUCUCCCUCCACCACUUCGACACAGUGGACCCCAUUCUAAAACCCGUUGGGAUCAAGAACAGGGCGCAGGGGCUUGCCACGCUGGCAAAGCUGAUAAGGCCCGACCCGGUCGGGUUUGCACAGCUGGCAGUUUGUGGAGACGGAGCCAACUGGACAGCAGCCAUUUCGUGGGGCUUCGCAAUCAAGAUCUACCCCGGGGAGCGGCAGCUGUCGGAGUUGGAGCGGGCAGAGCGCACGUUUGAGUCGUACCGGUGGAACAAGCACGCCCACGCCUUCAACUUUGAUACGCGCCGCUGGGAGCCUGAUGCGCCUGCAUACAGGCCGUGUGCGCUGCCUUUCACCCUGUAUGCCACUCACGGGUAUGAGCAGCGAGAGAGGCAAAGAGCAGAUGCCUGUGGUGAGUGUGUACAACCGCACACCACUCGGAAGCACCGCACUCGACCGCUCCCACUGCCCUCUUUUGAUCUCCAGAGUGACAACAGCAUACGUGAUCAGGCCAGAAGGGCCUAUGCGGAUAGGAAGUGGUGUUGA
This is a messenger RNA of Closterium sp. Naga37s-1, 1434 nucleotides long. The record is from the annotation of a GenBank genome assembly. NCBI's taxonomy places the organism in Eukaryota, Viridiplantae, Streptophyta, Zygnematophyceae, Desmidiales, Closteriaceae.